Meriones unguiculatus (Mongolian gerbil) is the source of this 3620-nucleotide messenger RNA. It is a transcript of the gene Il17rb, whose product is annotated as interleukin 17 receptor B. Bases 710 to 2107 code for a protein of 465 amino acids. Lineage: Eukaryota; Metazoa; Chordata; Mammalia; Rodentia; Muridae. Gene Ontology annotation, molecular function: interleukin-17 receptor activity. The record is from RefSeq and is a predicted model, not a curated record. The transcript has 11 exons.
AGCCCCGCGGGCGACCGGGCCAGCCCCCGCCCCGACCGGGGCAGGGCGGCGUCGCGGGAGGCGGGGCCCGGAGGGAACGGUCGCCCGGCGCCCGGAUAAGAGGACCCGGGACCGCCUGCCCCAGCUCCGCGUGGUGGUGGGCGGUAGCCGGGACAUGUUGCUAGCGCUGCUGAGCCUGGCUGCCAUGUGCAGGAGCGUCCUGCCCCGAGAGCCGGUAAGCAUCCUCCUCCCCCGUGAGCACUCUUUCCCUCAUCCCUUUAGCCGAAUCCUGACAAGCGUGUGACCUGCUAGGAAAUUGUCCACGGACCCCUGAGACGACCGCAGUGGGCCUUGCACUCUCCUCAUCCCUCAGUUCCCCCCCUGGAAGAUAACUGCUGUCAGACUGCAUCCUGGGGGCAACCUCCUCAGUAAAAGCGUUGUGGCGUGCCUCGUCUGUUCGUGACAAGACUGUAGUGCUCACAGCCGCGCUGCCCACCUGUUGGGACACCAGACAGGCCGCACUCAUCCUCUUGUUUUUCUUUUCCGUUUUGGACCGUGCUGAUUCCCGAAAGCAGCUUUCCUUUCUUCUCCAGUCCCCAAGAAUGAAAGAAUCUUUCUGGUCAUUCAAGAGGAAAAGGCUCUUCCUCAGUAAGACAGUCAGACGCGAUCCCUGCCCGGUUCACACGACACUGUUCAGUGUGGCUCUGAGACAGGGCCAUCUCCAGAGUGGAUGGUCCAACACACUCUCACUCCAGGAGACCUGAGGUACCUCCAAGUGGAACUUGUUAAAACAGGUGUUGCCACAGAGGAUUUUUCAGUUUUGAUGAACAUAAGUUGGAUACUCCGGGCUGAUGCCAGCAUCCGCUUGUUGAAGGCCACCAAGAUCUGUGUGACUGGCAAAAACAACAUGCAGUCCUAUAGCUGUGUGAGGUGCAACUACACAGAGGCCUUCCAAAGUCAGACCAGACCUUCUGGCGGCAAAUGGACGUUCUCCUAUGUAGGCUUCCCAGUGGAGCUGAGCACACUGUAUCUCAUCGGGGCCCACAACAUCCCCAAUGCUAACAUGAAUGAGGACAGCCCUUCCUUGUCUGUGAACUUCACCUCGCCAGGCUGCCUAAACCAUGUCAUGAAAUAUAAGAGGCAGUGCAUCGAGGCUGGAAGCCUGUGGGACCCAAAUAUCACUGCUUGUAAGAAGAAUGAGAAGACAGUUGAAGUGAAUUUUACAACCAAUCCCCUUGGAAAUACAUACACAGUUCUCAUUCGACGGAAUGUGUUGUUGGGGAUUUCUUCAGUGCUGGAGAAUAAACUGACACGGACAUCUGUAGCCAUUUCGGUGGACGAGGAAAGUGAAGGCGCUGUGGUCCAGCUGACUCCGUAUUUGCACACCUGUGGCAAUGACUGCAUCCGACGUGAAGGAACAGUUGUGUUAUGUUCAGAGACAAGUGCUCCCUUCCCUCCAGAUAACAACAGAGGCAUGCUAGGAGGCUGGCUGCCUCUCCUCCUGGUGCUGCUGGUGGCUACAUGGGUGCUGGCAGCUGGGAUCUACCUAACUUGGAGGCAAGGAAGGAGCACCAAGACGUCUUUUCCAGUGACCACCGUGCUCCUGCCCCCCGUUAAGGUCCUGGUGGUUUACCCAUCCGAGGUCUGUUUCCAUCACACAGUCUGUCGCUUCACUGACUUUCUUCAAAACCACUGCAGAAGUGAGGUCAUCCUCGAAAAAUGGCAGAAAAGGAAAAUAGCCGAGAUGGGUCCAGUGCAGUGGCUUACCAGUCAGAGGCAAGCAGCAGAUAAAGUGGUCUUCCUCCUUGCCAGUGACAUCCACACCCUUUGUGACAGUGCCUGUGGCCAGGAUGAGGGCAGCACCAGGGAGAACUCUCAGGACCUGUUCCCUCUUGCCUUUAACCUUUUCUGUAGCGAUUUCAGCAGCCAGACUCAUCUGCACAAGUAUCUGGUGGUCUGUCUUGGAGGAGCCAACAUCAAAGGUGACUAUGAUGCUCUGAGUGUCUGUCCCCAGUAUCAUCUCAUGAAGGAUGCCACCGCUUUCCACACAGACCUUCUCAAAGUGACACAAAACGUGUCAAUGAAAAAACGCUCAAAAGCCUGCCAAGGCAGCUGCUCACCCUUGUAGCCCACCAGAGGAAAGACCCUGGAGGCUUCCUACCCUACCAAUUCCAGUGACAGAAGGCUUUGUGAUGGCCUGGAAUUUACUGUACGGGCUGAACUUGCGUGAAAACUGCAGCUUGCAGAGUCAGAACCUGAGCGCACAUCCCGAGGGCUAGUCACUAGCCGGUUCUGUGGAGAUACUGCAGCUAUACACAUUAGUGAGUGGAACCCUGAAUUUGCAAAGCUCAGUCACAUACCCACAGCCCAAUAAUGCUCACCACUGAGAAGCAAGCGUUCUGGCAAUGAAGGCAGAAGGCAUUUCCCAGUCAGGCAUCCCAGUCUUGUACCGACUGCUCAUGCCUGCGCUGCACGCAGGACUGUUUAACCCUGUAACAUUUCGAUCUGUUAAUGGAUAAUCCGUUUGAGAGGCACUCACUAAUCUGUACCUUCCUCAGAGAAAAAGCCUAGCACACACACAAGCUGGACCCAGCUUGCCUGACCAGAUGACCGGAUGUAUGUGUCACCACGUACUGUUUGUUAUUUGUAGAGUGCCUUUCCUUGCCAAACGUUUGGACAGGGAACCUUUCCUUUUUAUCUUAAGGGCCAGGAAUUGAAUCCUGGGUAUUAAUUAUGCAUGCUGGACAAUGCUCUCCCACUGAAAUCUAUCCCAGUCCCUUAAAGGUGACCAGAUGGAGUGUGGCACCUUUACGCCCAGCCCUCAAGGGGCAGGAGGAACUCUGUGAGUCUGAGGCCAGAGAUACACAGUGAGACCCUGUUCCAAACAAAAACGUGUUACCUGUAAGUCUGCUGUCUACUUUUGUCCAGUUACCUGUCCACUGCUGUCCUAAUUCCAAGCUCUUGGUUAUUACAGAACAUUUCCUGUUCAAGUCAAAGUGAAUUCUUAAACUGAAAUUAGCUCUUCUGAAGUUAUGUAUCUUUUAAUAAUCAGUUACUUAAAUUAACAAAACAAAACCACCAAGGCCUGGAGAGAUGGCUUAGAGGCUUAGAGCACUGGCUGCUCUACCAAAGGACCUGGGUUUAGUUCCCAGCACCCACAUGGCAGCUCAUGGCCAUCUUAUUUUCAGAGGGGUAUGAUACUCUCCUCUGGCUAAGGGCACUUUGCAUGUAAAACACUCUAGUAGUGUCUUGCUUACAUGUAUCCCUCAGGCCUGCCUGGUGUCACAGGUGCCUGAAGUCAGGAGAGGGCGCCUGAUGACCCAAAGAUGGAGUUACGGACAGUCACUGUGUGGAUGCUAACAACUAAACCAGGGUCUUCUGCAUGAGCAAAUGUUCUUCAUUGCUGAGUGACCUCUCUAUAACCCCUAACAUAAGUAAAUCUUAUUUAAAAGAAAACAUAACAAAAAACCAGAACAAACAGUAAGAGUGCACAGACUUAGAACAUUUUGAGUCUUCUACCUCUUCACUUUCUUGAAGCAGCUUUUUCUUAAUGUAGAAACCACAAAAAAUGUACCUAAAUGAGUGUAUGUAUUUGUCUAGUAAGGCUUCAUACAGAAUAAUAAAUUUGUUUUGUGACGUCA